Molecule: messenger RNA, 4128 nt
Organism: Neofelis nebulosa (Clouded leopard)
Lineage: Eukaryota; Metazoa; Chordata; Mammalia; Carnivora; Felidae
Gene: CCDC68
Product: coiled-coil domain containing 68
Exons: 12
Coding region: 1895-2896 (333 amino acids)
Biological process (GO): intracellular signal transduction
Cellular component (GO): intracellular anatomical structure
Source: RefSeq, a predicted model, not a curated record
UAUUUUUGGGACAGAGAGAGACAUAGCAUGAACGGGGGAGGGGCAGAGAGAGAGGGAGACACAGAAUCAGAAACAGGCUCCAGGCUCUGAGCCAUCAGCCCAGAGCCUGACGCGGGGCUCGAACCCACGGACCGCGAGAUCAUGACCUGGCUGAAGUCGGACGCUUAACCGACUGCGCCACCCAGGCGCCCCUCCAAUGAUUUUUAGUAAAUUUAUGGAAUUGUGACCAGAGGCCAAUCCAUCACUGCCAUCCAAUUUUAGAACAUUCUCAUUAUCCCUGAAAGACUCCACCUGCCUAUUUGUUAUGACUGUCCUCAACCCCAUUCCCAGACAACCACUGAUCUAUUUUCUCUCUCUUUUGAUUUGACUUUCUGGACAUUUCACACAAAUGGAAUGACAAAAUAUAUAUAGUCUUUAGUAUCUAGUUUCCUUCACGUAGAACAGGUUUUUGAGGUUCAUACAUGAGGUGUAGCAUGUAUCAGUAGUUGGUUCCUUUUUAUUGCUAACUAAUAUUCAUUCCGUGGUGUAGCUAGCCCACAUUUUGUUCACCAGCGGGUAGAUAUUUCUGCAUUUACCUUUAAGUGGUAAGACAGAUACUGUGGCCCAGCUUCCAUGGUAGCAUAAUGUGAAAUAAUUGUAGGAUCCAGCCUCUUAUUUAUACUUACGAAAAAUAUAUUCAUGGUAUGGAAUACACCAAUAGUUUCUGUGUUUGCCAUAACUGUGAUCUUUCUAUGACGCUCCCACAAAAAGUAAAUAGUCAACCCUGUGCAAGGAACAGAAAGCAUGAGUCAUUUGGUAUUCUAGGUUGGACUCGGAAGAUGUUUCACUCGUUUUUUUUUUUUAUUUUUUUAAUGUUUAUUUUUUUAGAGAGAAAGACAGAGGGUGAGCAGGGGAGGGGUAGAGAGAGAGGGAGACACAGAAUCCAAAGCAGGCUCCAGGCUCUAAGCUGUCAGCCCAUGAACCGUGAGAUUAUGACCUGAGGCAAAGUCGGACAUUUAACCAACUUGAGCCACGCAGGCGCAGGAAGAUGUUUCACUCUUGACAUUAAUAUUUGCGAAGAGACUACAUCUCCUUUGCUACCUGCUCUUCACAAAUGAUGCAUUUAGAGUGGGCGAAUUUUGAUGAUUGUUUUACUUAACAGUGAUAACUGAAGUACUCUCAAAAAUAUGAGUGCUUCCUAAUAACAUAUUUUAAUGACACACUUAACGUAAAGCAUAUCAGAAAUUUCUAGCACUGCAAAAGCAUUGACCUUUGGUUUCCCUCUCUUAGGAAUCAGGAACCUUGAACAGCCGCUCAGUCAGAACCCCCACUCACCCUGCUUUGUGCGGACUACUACAGCAAAUGCAUUCUUAGGUUACACUUGACAAUUUAUGCUUAAAGAUCCUCUUAGAAGGAUUUCUCCGGUUGAGUAGAAACCCUUCUAUUCAAAGUUGGCAGAUUCUGUGAAACUCAAGAGAAGACAAUAUGUCUCUUCAUGCAUGGAAGUUACUGCUGACAUUACACUUUCCUAUUGGGGAAAAAAGAGCAUUAAUAUAAUUUAAAGGUUGAUUUUAUUGACGACUUGGAAUGCAAAGGAUUUUAUUUUUAAAAUUCUAAAAUUUGAAAGCAAGAUAGUUUAGAUUAAAUAAUGUAGUUUUCCAAAGCUGAAUGUGCUGAAUAGAACUCGUUUUUUUUUCUUCUUCUUGUUUCUGCUUGAAAUACUGGAACAACUUACUGAAAUCCCUUGGGUGAGAACACUGUGGUUUUGAUGAUCUGUGAUUGGAUGAAUUAAUCAGUCUCCACUGGGAAGCCAGGCUUAAUGUGAUGGAAAUACCCUUGAACUUGGUGUCCAGAAGACAAAGGCUUGAGUUACAGCUCUAUUAGUUUUACUGUGACCUUGGAGCCAGAAUUCACAAUGACAACAGUAACCGUAACCACAGAGGUCCCCCCAAGGGGUAAAAUAGAAGAUAAUUCUGCCUUCUAUGAGUCCACAUCAGCUCAGAUUAUUGAAGAGACUGAAUAUGUGAAAAAGAUCCGAACUACUUUGGAAAAGAUCCGAAAUCAAAUUUUUAAAGACGAAGUAGGACGUAACAGCACAAAUCACAAACUAGAAACAAAGCACUGCCCAAACAUUCACAGCAGCUUUGGUUCUGAAAUGGAUCCCUCGUAUUGCAGUUUGCAUCUGCUCAUGGAAAGGAUGAAAGGAAAAGACCUGAAGCUCUUAGAAAAGAACAAAGAGAAUGAAGUCUUGAAAAUCAAGCUGGAAGCUUCCAGAGAAGCAGGAGCGGCGGCUCUGAGAAACGUGGCACAGAGGUUAUUUGAAAUCUACCAAACACAGUCGGAAGAAGUUAGAAAGAAACAUGAGGAUGAUAAACACUUCCUCAAGGUUAACAAACUUGAAAAGGAACAACAACUGAAACAACAUGUUGAAAAUCUGAAUCAAGUUGCUGAAAAGCUUGAAGAAAAACAUAAUCAAAUCACAGAGUUGGAGAACCUUGUACAGAGGAUGGAAAAGGAAAAGAGAACACUGCUAGAAAAAAAACUGUCUUUGGAAAACAAGCUGCUACAACUCCAAUCCAACGCUACAUAUGCUAAAAGUUGCCACGAUCUUCAAAUGGAGAUUGCCCUUCUCCAGGAGCAGACCUCUCAUCUGCAGUUUGUGAUUCAUUCCCAACAUCAGAACCUGCGCAGCGUCAUCCAGGAGAUGGAAGGAUUAAAAACUAAUUUGAAAGAACAAGAUAAAAGGAUUGAAAAUCUGAAAGAAAAAGUUAACAUACUUGAAGCCCAGAGAGAGAAACAGAGUGUGAGCAGGCAAUGGGCAGAGAGAGGGAGACGCAGAAUCCAAAGCGGGCUCCAGGCUGUCAGCGCAGAACCUGAGGUGGGGCUCGAACUCACAAACCACAAGAUCUUGACCUGAGCCAACGUCGGACGCUUAACCGACUGAGCCACCCAGUGUUUUGAAACCUGAAGCCUAGCAUAACGCUUCAUAAUUUACCAUCAGAAACGCGCUUUUCUUCCCGCCCGCUCAUCUCCGCUUCACUAGGGAGGCCCUUUAUACACUUUCAGCUACAGACCCAGGCUCGGCCGUGCCCCACCUCCCAGCAAGUGCAGCAAAGCCCACACGGGUGGCUGGAGUGCCCAAGAUGCCACAGCUGCGUCCACCUGGGCUCUCGCCGGUGCUCAGAGCCACCGCUUCCUUCUCUGUCAGAGACUCAUCAUUCGCUGCCUGGACGGGUCAGCUUUUCUACUUCAUUCUUCUGUGUUUCGACUUCCUGCCAUGCACUCCUGUCCCGAGGAAUACAGAGAUGCUCUGACUUCCACUAGAUUUCUUCUCCUCUCUGGGGGCUUUUCUCCCCCCACAGGGUAGCCCAGAGAAGAGCCGCACCACCAUACUCCCACCACACUGCCACACCGUUUCUCGCACCAUCGCGUUCUUUCUGCUUUCCCCAAACAAAUCACAAUAACGUGAAGAGCCGUAAAUACGUUUGCAUCUUAACUUUUGUAACCAUUGCCGUGUUUUGCCAUGUCGACCUUCCCAGAGGACCACUGUUCUCUCUGUCCUGGAGGUUGGGGCCUCGAAGCCUCGGGCUUUUCUUAGAUUUUCACCUUCUUUAGGUUACAUGUGACUGGUUGAUAAAAAUACUUGCAUCUCUGUGCAGCUGAAAAAUGCAACGAUUUUUCUGGAAUAAUUGGCUCAAAACUGGUUUCCCCUCCGGUGCCCAGUAACGGCUGGUCAGUUUCAAGGGGCCUCAGAUGAUGGGAUUCAUAUCCCUUUGAGCCUCUUCCUCCCAAGAAAGGUAUCUAAGGGUAUUUCCUCACAGCUUUGUGUACUUUUGGCAAACAUUUUGGCAAAUGUUACUUGAGGGAAUAUUUUUUCUUUUAUGAUUUGUAUGUAACUAAUAUAUAGUCAUUCGUUUCUAUAUAAAUUAAGAAAUAUGGAUAACCAAUAUAAUAAGAAAAUUAUGCAAACCUGCCAUCCAUGAGUCAGCACAGUUGUGUUAUAUCUGUUUUUCUAUGGGACUCUUAUGUGGCUGGCACAUAUGUGUGCAUAGGUAUUAAACAUAUAGACUAUUUAUGGCAUAAUAUGUCUAUAUCACUGUAUUUUUAUUUAUUUAAUUUAUUUAAUUUAUUUUAAAUUAAAUGUUUAUU